CCAUUUGUUCAUCUCACUACGAGAAUUGAUUUGCUGUGUUGAAGAAGAAUCGAAGAUAAAAGAGGCUUAGCGAAUGUAAAUGCGAUAGCAACAACAUAAUACUCAACUUUGCUGCUAACAGCUGCUUUGACUCGUAAAAUGUCUUUCCUUGUCUAGUAUAUUAAGCUCAACCAAUAUUCAAAAAUAAAAAGCAUUUCGGCGGCAAUGUCCUUGAGUAUUACCCAUUAUGCUUGCUUUUUCAUCGCUUUUUGGAUAAUACGAUUCUGUGUUAGAUCAGCACUUGCACUUCACUUUCAUUUCCAGUUUGGGCGUAUAGGAUUCUUCUCAAUCAGGGAUAUUCAAUAUCAUCAUCACAAAUCUUCGGAAACCGCUUUAUGGUCUUUGCAAAUUGGGACAUUGAAGCUUAGAUUAUCGAAGCGACCUACCAUUUCUUCGCCUACCAUAUACAUAAUUAUUUACAUCGAGAAUGUUCAAUUCAAAGUGCAUAGUUUGAAAGCAAUUGUGAGCCAACAUAAAAAGACAGCAGGCACCUUUGCAAACAGACGGCUGUCAAGAGUUAGCUCCACCUUGCAGACGCCUUGGUGGUAUUCUUUAUCCAUUGUUAAACAUUUGAUCAAAUACUCAUCAGCACUUCCGGCUCAAAUAAUAAUGACAGGUUUAGCGAACUAUGUUGAUCUGCAAAUCGAGAACUUCCAGUUAAACUUGGAGGAUCAUUCUGUGCAGAUUAAGUUGAAGAAAGCCAAUUUCAGUUCAGUUUUAUAUGCAGACAUCACUAAUAACUCUGAAACUUUUGCCUCAACUACUACUGAUUCUCAGUCUAUACCCCUUUCACCGUCCUCAACUAACCAUUUGGAUCGGCUAUACCAUGACAAUGUUUCUGAAACGGACUUUUCUUCACGGUAUACGUAUCAGCGUCAUUCGCUAAAACGAGCACAACAUCUUUUCAAAGAGAAGCUUUUUGAGGUUACUGUAAAUAUAGACACAUUAUCUGUUAUGAGUGAAAGCCAUAUAUCAGGAAAAAAUAGAAAUGAACAGAUAGAUAUGUUGACAUUGCCAUCAGGUGGGCAUAUUGCUGUCUCCUGUCAUUUAUCCGCGGGAUGUGUCACACUCAAAGAUGUAGAUGUCAAUUCGAGAAUCUAUGCGCUAAGAUUGAAAUCAAACCCGCUUCUACAGCUGGCACAGGAUAUCAAACAAACCUUAAACUUGACGAAGAGUAAUCAUUUGGACAGUCAGCAAUCAAAAAGAAAUAAUAUUGCAAAAAUAUUUCGUUCAAUAACCGUAUCGAUAGAUAACACGAUGGUAGAAACUCAGCAUCAACAACUGUGCACAAGCCUGCUAACACUGCAGGAUAUCUACUUAUCAGCAAUCAUCAAAGAACAGAACAUUUCGAAAGAACCAUACUAUAAGCUGCAGUGCUUGAUGGGUACAAUAACAUGGACAAUGACUGAUGGCUCGCUACCGGAUACAGAUUGUAAAGCGAAAUGGAUCAGCGUCACAGAAAGUAGGCUGAUUGCCAACGUACCAUAUUCAACAAAGCACAAUAAUUCUCGAUUAGAUAUCAUUCCAAAUGUAGACGCGUCGUAUAAGGAUGAGGAACUACGACCAAACAGAAUACAUUUUGAUAUGAAUGUUAGCGUAUCAGAGCCGAUUAUUCAUAUAGAUCUUUCAAAGAUAGCAAUGUUGCGGAAGGUGAAGCCUCUGACAAGCACAGUAAAAUCAGUGAAAGAGCGUGACGACCUUAAUGAGAUGAUAAAGUUCACCUUUGAAGACUUACCACGGGUAAAUGUAGCGAUACACAUUGAUGAUCCCAGUGUGCGUAUCAAAAGUCCUUCAACAGAAAAUAUUGUAGUAAUAUCGACUGCAAACAUUUGUAUCGGAUUUGAUGCCGCCUAUAGCGUUCAAAGUCAUUACACCGCAAUAAAAACUGCACCUUAUGGAAAAUUACCCACCGAUAAAAGCGUUGAAAAUCUAAUUAAGCCGGAAAUGAUGAGCAGAACAUUGAAACGAGCUACUACACGACCUAACUGGAUCAAUUUGUUUCGACGUCAUCGAAAAGCCGAUAGUUUCAACCAUGCAGUAGGAUCAGAUUCCUAUGACUGGCAUUACAAGAUAGCCUUAACAUUCGCUGUUCAGCAAUUCAAAAUCGACAUUGCAACGAAAAUAGGGGAUUCUACAAUAUCACAUCAGUCGAAUAUAUCAAAAGGGAAAUAUCUUUUGUCAAUGCACAAUUUCAGAAGCAACUUAUAUACCUGUCUCGAUGUUACUUUCACAGAAGAUAUUCUCCAGCAACAUUCCUGCCUGACAUGGUGUCCUGAAAAUCAGCACAUCUCUUUAGUCACGACAGUGGACGAUCCUGUUCUAGACAUGUUCCCAAACAGACAAAAAAAUGGAGAUAACCAACUAGAUUUCUGGAUUGAUGAUAUUGGCAGACAAUUUAGAAGGAAUUCUGUACAGCCAGACAUUACACUGCAAUCGUCUCAAAAAUCUACUGUGAAAACAAAGGCUAGGACUCUUGCUUACGCUUCUGUGUUGGAUGCUCAUGUGAAAGUUACUGGUUUGAUAGUAUUGGUUGGAGGCACUGAUGUCGGAUUGAAAGGUAGAAGAAAAGUACCAGUAGGAUUUUUAGAUAACGCUCCUGAAGCCGACAUCAGCAGCAUCCUCAGUUUCCAAAUUGAGUCUAUUCAGUUUGAUUAUUCUGGAGUCAAUAUACACAGUAGUUCUGUUGAUAACCACGCCAACUUGGCAGCAACUACUAAAUCGCAGGAUCAGACUAAAAUAACCGAUGAUUCUCACUCACCAAAAAACACAAAAGAGAACCAAUCCAGUGCAGUACAAUUAUGCAUGCAAAAUAUUGUGUUGAAAAGAGUGUUCGAAUCAAAUAAUCAUGAUAGCUUGAAAACGACUCAACAAGAGCAAUUGAAUGAAAAUGCCAUUUGUUGGAUUUCUGAAAUAAGAACAGAUAUUGAAACAAUGGAGAGCAUAGAGUCGAAUAAUAUGCUCAUUUCACCAUUUAUUAUAGUACGGAAAAUUGGUGUCAACUAUUCCAUCACGAACCACUAUGCAUGUUUAGUCACCAUAACAUUGUUACAGAAGAAGCUAAAACAAACUUUAGCAAGAAACUUCUUGUCCGAUAAACCUAUAAACAACAAUUCAAAUCCUUCCAAACGUCUUGAUGUCCGUCAUGUGAAUUUCAAAAUCAAACAAACUGAUUUGCAUGUUCUUCUACCCAACAGCACGCAAUUGUACCUACGCAUGAAUGGGAUGAAGAGUAAAUGGAUAAAACAAUUGGAUACGAAAGGCGAAGUACCAACAAUUAACAUUAAUAAUAUAACUGCUUAUGGCAUUGCACCGGACCAGUUUGACAAAUGGGAACAGUUGAUUGAUAUUACUAGAAUACGAUUUUCUAUUGAAAAAGAUAUUGAUUUUGCAACUGGGCAGUUAACCAAGACAAAGCAAUUCAACGUAUCAAAUUUGUACGUCAGGAUUCCCUUCAACUACCACGUUAAUAAGGUUUUAGACAAUACAGUUACUUUGAUCAAAGCGAUCAAAGCCUUACAUGCACGAAUUGCGAAUGAUAAUCCGUUUUUACUUUUUGGUCCGCACGAGAAGAUAAAGCCGUUAGUGUUCCCUCAUCUGCGUUUUGUUUGUCAGCUGAUAACUGUGCAAUUUGACGACGAUCCUUUUGAAGCCAAAUUACGAGUAAUAUACAGAACUGGUCUUACGGAGCAGUCUAACAGAGCAGCUAUCGAUCAAGCUUUUCAUAUAAAGGCACAAGCUCUGAUGAAACAAUCGUUUACCAAUGACACACAUAAAGACGAUGAAGAUGCAAAUAUUCAAGUUCAUGAAGCUUGGCAAGGGUUACAAGAACACAAGUCAAAAGUGUGGAAAAAGCGUGUCGAUACUGCUUUAGCAGAAGAGAGCACCGUCUACGAAAAAACCAAUAGCUUUAAUCAAAAGUUUUAUUCACAAGAAGAUGAUCUUGAAACCAAUGAAAAGCCUUUUUAUCUCUCAAAACUAUUUGAAAUUGCUAUUGUCAAGCUCCCGUUGUAUCCGCCUUUGGCAAACUUCACGAUCAAGCAUAGUUGGCUUGAUUUUCAGCCCCCAGCUUUUGAUCUGAAUGAAACGCGCCAAUUUAUAUAUAAUGUAGGGAAGGGGCAGCCGGUUGAUAAGCCUCUAUCAACUCUAAUUCCUUUCCAUCUGAACUGGAAAGCUGGCGAAACCUGGGUACAGAUUCGUGAUUACCCUGUUCCAUUUAUACUAGUUCCACCUAUGCCAGAUAACAACCAACAAAAGAAGCCUUUCAAUAACUGCAUAGAUGAUGUUAAUCCUGAACCAACCUGGACACUAUCCGGUGAUUAUGUAUUUGCUGAUGAUUUGGGUGACAUGGAUGCAACUAGACGUAUUUCAUUGCCAGUAGUUCACGAAAAUAAUAUACAAUACUCUAUUGAUUUUACUCGAACAAGUACACCAUUGAAGACAUUUUCUAUCGUGGAUAUUCAAGUUCAUAACCCGACUUUAUCGCACAUUUGUUGGUCUGUGUCUUAUCAGCCGGCAAUUCAAGAUUUUACUCGUAUUUUGGACACAAUCACGAAACCGCCUGUGGAUCCCUCAGAGAAAAUUGGUUUCUGGGAUAAGAUUAGGCUUAUUCUUCAUACAAAGGUAAAGAUAUCAUUUGUAAAUGGUGGUGAUCUUGCUAUUGUAAUGAAAGGUACUCGCGACCCCUAUGAUAUGACUGAGAAAGGGUUUGGUCUCGCCAAGGUUUGGAGAAACGACGUUGUCUGGCUGAUGGGAUACACAAACCCUCAAAACGAAUUCAUGCAAAUCAUCAGUCGCGAUUAUGCAUUUGGUGUCCCUGAUCUUCUGCACGGCGGUUACACAGCGUCAUAUGUAAGUGGCGCUGUUUUUAAAAAGGAUAGCAAUGCAAAUCAGCAGCAGACAAUGCGAUCAUCUUCUUCCACGUCUAGCUUCAAUUCAUCUGUAAUAGACACCGAAAGUGCUUCAAGAUUCGUCAAGAUAGCCUUAAAAUUAUCUGGUGGUAUUCGUAUGGGGUUUGGUUGUCAGUUGGAACGUAAAUGUGAUCCUCUUUGUGAGAUAUGCAGAAGUUCCAAUGGGUGUGAUGAGAUUGAUUCUGAAGUACGCGAAGAGCAUAAACGAGAACUAUUACAGUUUUUACCACAUUACAAAGUAAAAUUCAAGGCUCCCCAAAAUGUUCAUGAAGCAGAUUAUGAUGCAUAUCGCGGAUUUAGAUCUGACUAUAUUCACUUCUCUAUCAGUAUCAUCAAAACAUCCGCGUAUGAAACUGAAGCAGGGAAGAGUACCGUUAUAGGCAACUCUAUGCACUUGACACCUGGCUUCAUUGAAUACUAUGUUUCCUGGUUUAGAUUGUUCGGUGGUGCAAUGAGUUAUCCUUUGCGCUCCGGUUCACUCUUCCCUAGAGAAGACAAACGACGUGCUAAGAAAUUUGGACGACAUAUGAGUACAAUGAAGUAUAAAGUGGUUGUUGACCCUUUGACUAUAGGGUAUUUUAUAAAGGAUGACAUACUCAAUACAGAGGAAGCUGGAAUUGAAGAAUUAGGUGAUUCAGUCGGUUUGAAAGGUUUCGUAAGGCACUUCAGUAUUGACAUCCACCAAAGAAGAGAAAUUGUAAAUGUUGCGGAUUAUAAGUUAGACCAAAAACGCCUCAAAGCAAAUUGGCCGAUGACGGAAGCCGAAGUGCAACUUAAAGAUGUUGAUUUACGUGUCGUAAAGGCUUGCUAUACUUCGUCAGAAGAUGAGUCGCUCCCAUUUAUAGCAGCGGAGAAUGUCAGUGUACCUGUCAACGGAGAUUUUUACGCCUCAACUGAUGAUGCUUAUCAUCUUAAUAUGAUGGAAGGCUUAAAUUACAAAUGCGCAAAUGAUUCAGACGCGACCGAUUGGAUUGACUUUGAUGAUUUUGUGGAGCUUGGCUAUAAUAAUCCUUUGACUGCGCCAGUAAUUCAGAACCUUCCCUUUGCGUUCACACCUUGUAUUUAUUAUUUACGCCAAACAAAUAGAGAAGACAUACAAAAAUACAAGUACCUACAUGAUACUCACGAUUGUAUUAUUGGGACAGCCAUAGGCACGCAGGAGCUGCAGAUGUGCCUUUUACGCGACCGAUGUAAUAAUAUCGACGUCCAAAUUCGCAAACAUCAAGCACGUCUGCAUACUAUAGAAUCAAAACGGUUGCAGCAUGGCACAGAUGAAAAAUCCCUCGAAGAAUUGUCUGAUUCUAUUGUCGAAAAAACUAGAAUCCUGUAUGAAAAGCGAGAAUUAAUUCAAAAAUAUCUGAAGGAGUUAUCAACUCAAAAUAUAUUAGAUGUUGCCCAUACGGAGAAGCCAUACCAAGAGUCUACCAUUUUCGGUAAAGAUCCUCUGGCCAAGUGGGAAGAAGUAAUGGGCUAUUUCAAAGUUCGUUAUAUUGCACACAAUCCUCAAAUCAUUUGGAACAAUUCUCUGAGAAAUAUACUAUACCAUGCAUUGGACCUGCGAGACCAUCGUCGAGUUUUGUCGUACUACAUGACUUCGCGUACCAUAAAAUUUUUAAGGGACCUUAUCGAUACUACUGAGACGAGAUACACACAUAAUUCAAGUCAAAUUCUUUUAGGUGAAGACGACGAGGGAAUGGAUCCACGCACAGCGCAGAAUCUGAUUGACAGACUACUAGAUGAACGAGAAUCACACUUUUAUGUGGAAAACGAAACUGAAGAAAGUAAUCCAGUUACCGAUAAUGGCAUACAUGAAGUUGAUAUGUCUAAAAGCGAGAACGUCAACAACCCAGUGAUGCAGUUAAGGACUGUUCCUGACGAUUAUGUAAUGAAAAGUAGCUAUCUCAUAGAUUUACUUAACCCGCAGAUCAGUCUUCAAAGCGACUGUGAUCCUGACAACAUUGUGCUUGUUGCAAAUGAAAGGACGCAAGUCAAGGGUCUCAAUAUUAUCGAUGAGAAUGAUCCAGACGUUGAUAUGGAACUUGUGAAGCAUAGAACUGUGGUCAGUCUAAAUAAUGUUCAAUUCUUCGUUGCAAAAAAGGAGCAAUUUGACAGUGUUGAUUUGUUGUUGGACAAUCAUUACGGUGCCAAAGAAAGCGAUCAUUGGCUUGCUUGGAUUCCACCCGAAAUGCUUAUCAACUAUGUCAAAACUUCUGAUAAGUUUCAACGUAUAGGCGAACGCAUUGCAGCAACACUACAGUAUGAUAAAUAUAAUCCACUUAGAAUAAAGGCAACAACGAACCAUAAAUUCAGUCAGAUUCAUCCUUUCGAAGAACGUUGUGAUUCUGUGCAACUCAAUUUCCCAUCUUUACAAUUAACGGCAGAUUCCUCACAGUACAAUGCAGUUUAUCAGGUUGCUACUGAUUUGUUACUGUAUAAAGAACCUGCCAAAAAGGAGCGAUUGGCGAAACUACGUGAGACAAUGCUACAAUGUGAUAGCCUCAGCUUGUCAGAAACGACAGAAAAAAUUGCUGCUCUUCAGAAUAGAGCCCGACAGUUAUCAAAAUUGCGCGAGCAACAUCGUCAUAGCGUCUACACUUUCAAUGAAACACAAGUGGCCGAUUUUAGAAGACUUCGAAAGGAUCUUUAUGACGCGCUAGAGGAACUGCACAUAAAUAUGGAGGCUAUUAAAUUAUCGCAAAGUACCCAAAAAAAAGACUACCAUGAACCAAAGGCGAACCUUAAAUUCGUAGUCUGUGCGAAGAAUAUGGAAUGGAAAAUGCUUACAAAAGAUGAAGAACCUUUUUGCGAGAGUUCACUAACAAAUUUCACUUUCAAUUUCAUGAGCAAGGAAGAUCACUCCUCCACAAAUCUUUUGGAAGUUGACAUAAUCAAGGUUAGAAACGUGUCACCAUUACCUUUGUUUGUGGAUGUUCUUGGUGCAUAUUAUGAUCCACGUAAACCUUAUGAUUUUUCACGACAUAAAAUGCUACGUUGUUAUUUUGUUUCAAUGGCUCCUGUAGGCGGCAUUCCUGUGAUACAGCAUUUGGAAAUCAAUCUUCAUCCUUUACGCGUUCAAAUGACUUACAACUUUGGCAAACAAUUAGCAUAUUACUUCUUUCCGCCUGAAAAGCCUCAAAAACAAAUAGCGAACCCAAUUAAUAUAUCUUCAAUUUCGACAACAACAGCAGGAACUAAUAACUCCAACCUUAAUUCUGAAUUUGAUACAGCUACAAAUUAUACCCUGUCAACGAAUCCAGCAAACAUAAUACCCCAACCAAGCUUGAGUGACAGAUCAGAUACCUACUCCUCCAAGAUAAACAUCAGUAAUAAUGCCUCUGCGCCCCCUUCAUUGAAUAUUACUACGCCAGAAUCACAAAGAAUGCCUUCCAACUCGAUUAUAAACAAUAAUGGCAUAUCCGUAUCAAAAGAUAAUGUCCAAUCUAUUCCCGCUGAUAAUUUAUCAAUUUCCAAUUCCCUACCUGCUGGAUCGAGCCCUAGAAAGCAGCGAAAGCAUAAUCUGUCGAAACUAGCAAGAGUGAAGACGCCUGAUGAAUUAACGGUUAUGAAAAAACGUGCUUCAAGCAAUCGAACUUUCAUUUUAGUAAAGAUACCAGGAACUAAACAUUGUUUGAGUUACCAGGGUCCAAAAGAGAAGAAUUUGGAAGACUUACGAGAUUUUACUUUUGAACAACCAACACUUGAAUUCCGCAACGAAACAUGGUCAUGGUUUGAGUUAGCAACAAACAUAAAAAAAGAUUUUAUGAAAGCAGCAUUGCUACAUAAUAGUAAAGCGCUUCUCAAGGAAAAGUUACUUCGCCGUCAUCCUCGUGAGCAUAGUCGUCCGAAUGAAUCAAGUGAAUCAGUUCAUAGUAUACCUAUCUUUGCCAUAGAUCACUCUGCAGAACCUGCGAGAGAUAGAGAUUUUUUUGAUGACGUACAUUCCAACUCUGAAAGUUCCCGAGAUGAUAACGAAGACUCUGAUUUUAUGGAUACAAAUUCUUUGCACUCUGCAAUAUCUCAAGAUAUAUGGGAUAACGAAGAAAUUCAGCAGCCAAAAAAACCACUCUUGUGGAUGUCAUUAAAGCAUAAAAAGGCUGGCCACAAGUCCAGUAAGUCGUUGGGAGCGUCAUCACAAGAAACGACUCUGACAGGUAGAACAAGUAAAGCCGAUGUGAGUAGUUUUGAAAGCAAAGGAAAUGAACAUCCGCUUGUGCAGCCCAAAUCUGUUUCCGCUGCAACGUGUCAUUUAAGUGAUAAAGAUCAAUUGGCAAUCAAAGGAAAGUAUCUACUCGGGAAAAACUACAAUGGGCCAACACCUUGAUUGAAUUCCUCAUUUUAAAAGGCAGAAGAGGAUUUUAGACAUUUUGUAAAUUAUUCAUACUUGUUUGUAAUAACACCAUUAUCAAAAUACUUUUCCUACGUUAAUCUCGGAUCAACAAUGCAUAGCACUUGUAAACUGUCAUGAAUUAUUAAAGUUUUAGAAAUGCGACAUAUACAUACUAUGUUAAUGCUGACGGUCAACAUUGGACUACAAUUGAGCCUAUCUAAUAACCAACGAUAACUCUAUCUCUAUCAGCCAGAUCUUUCCAUAUUGAUAUAU
Mycotypha africana is the source of this 9546-nucleotide messenger RNA. RefSeq names its product golgi-body localization protein domain-containing protein. NCBI's taxonomy places the organism in Eukaryota, Fungi, Mucoromycota, Mucoromycetes, Mucorales, Mycotyphaceae. The record is from RefSeq and is a predicted model, not a curated record. The transcript has 8 exons. Bases 205 to 9267 code for a protein of 3020 amino acids.